AUGGAGAACUCAGAGAAGACGGAAGUAGUUCUCCUUGCUUGUGGGUCCUUUAAUCCUAUCACCAACAUGCACCUCAGGCUGUUUGAGCUGGCCAAGGACUACAUGAAUGGAACAGGAAAAUAUAAAGUUAUCAAAGGCAUAAUUUCUCCAGUCGGCGAUGCAUAUAAGAAGAAAGGACUCAUCUCUGCCCAUCACCGAGUUAUCAUGGCAGAACUUGCCACCAAGAACUCAAAAUGGGUAGAAGUUGACACAUGGGAAAGUCUUCAGAAAGAGUGGACAGAGACAGCCAAGGUGCUAAGACACCAUCAAGAGAAGCUGGAGGCCAGUAUCUGUGAUCUCCAGCAGAACUCACCUGUGCUGCAAAAGCCUGGACGGAAGAGAAAGUGGGCUGAACAAAAACAAGAUUUUAGUGAAAAGAAAUCCCUAGAGCAAACAAAAACGAAAGGUGUGCCAAAGGUGAAGCUGCUGUGCGGAGCAGAUUUUUUGGAGUCCUUUGGUGUGCCCAAUCUAUGGAAGAGUGAGGAUAUCACCAAAAUCCUGGGAGACUAUGGACUCAUAUGUAUUACUCGGGCUGGGAAUGAUGCUCAGAAGUUCAUCUACGAAUCCGAUGUGCUGUGGAAACACCAGAACAACAUUCACCUGGUGAACGAAUGGAUCACCAAUGACAUCUCCUCCACGAAGAUCCGGCGAGCCCUUAGAAGGGGCCAGAGCAUUCGCUACUUGGUACCCGAUCUUGUCCAAGAAUAUAUUGAAAAGCAUAAUCUGUAUAGCUCUGAGAGUGAGGAGAGGAAUGUUGGAGUGGUCCUGGCUCCUUUGCAGAGAAACACUACAGAAGUUAAGGCAUAA
This is a messenger RNA of Rangifer tarandus platyrhynchus (Svalbard reindeer), 846 nucleotides long. The record is from the annotation of a GenBank genome assembly. NCBI's taxonomy places the organism in Eukaryota, Metazoa, Chordata, Mammalia, Artiodactyla, Cervidae.